Oncorhynchus kisutch (coho salmon) is the source of this 5265-nucleotide messenger RNA. RefSeq names its product RNA-binding protein 10. Gene Ontology annotation, biological process: mRNA splicing, via spliceosome. Lineage: Eukaryota; Metazoa; Chordata; Actinopteri; Salmoniformes; Salmonidae. The record is from RefSeq and is a predicted model, not a curated record. Gene Ontology annotation, molecular function: RNA binding. Gene Ontology annotation, cellular component: nucleus.
ACACAAAAUGAAGCCAUUUUGCAAAUAUAAUUUUUGGAGCUGAACUAACACACCCUCCUUCACUCAGUAGCUAGGGAACACAUUACACCAGAAAACUUAACUUGAACGUGAGGAAGGGUGUAGAAAUGCUGCGACUGUAACAGACGAGGAGGAGAGAGAGGACUAGAGAGGAGGAGGAGGAGAGAGAGGACUAGAGAGGAGGAGGAGAGAGAGGACUAGAGAGGAGGAGGAGGAGAGAGAGGAGACGAGAGAGAGGAACAGACAGUCAGAGGACCAGUAUGGACUAUGACAGAAGGGGGGGUCGGGGAGACCGCAUGGGUCGCUAUGGCAACAACAGCUCCUCCGACCACGACUACCGAGACAUGGAUUACCGGGGCUACGGACCGGAAGAGGCGGAGCUGGGGACAGGAUAUGACCUCAGAGCCGGUGCCGGCCGCAGCGACAAAGCUGACCAACCGGCGGGCGUCCGGGAGUUCACGACACCGGCACGUUUCCACGACCAACGGCCAGGGUUCCGUCAGAGGGGUGGUCGGGGCGGUAAAGGGUUCCCAUCGCCCUGCGCCCCUCGAUCCCUGGUCUUACCCCUGCCAGAGGUAGCCCUGCCCAGGCUGCAGAGAGAGGAGAGAAUGGGAGAGGCAUCCAGGAGAGACUCUCAGAGCUUCAGGCCCAACUCAGAGGGUAGAGGAAGGGGGGGAGGAGGUAGAGGGGGAGGAAGAAGAGGAAGGGGAUACCCUGAGAACAAUGCCUCUCACCUGGGGGAGAGAGAGGGAGACUGGGGUAGGAUGGAAGGAGGUGUCACCCCUGCUGGACAGGAGGAGUACAGCACCCUGAGAGGAGGACCAGGGGAGGAGGACAUGUUCCUCAGGGGAGGAGGACAAGGGAAGCAGGAGAGGUUCCUCAGAGGAGGAAGACCAGGGGAGGAGGAGAGGGGGGAGGAGAGGUUCCUCAGGGGAGGAGGACCAGGGAAGAGAAAGGGUUUCUCCGUGGGCUCUCCAGAGGAUGACUGUGGUGGUGGUGGCAAGGGCCCGGGGCUGCUAGGGGAGGGGCUAGGGGCCGGUCCUGGGGAUCCAGACCCCCCCUCUUCAGUAGUAGAGGACCCAGAGCAGAGAGAGCUGAUGGAGUUCAGACCAGACCUUCUGGACCAGAACCAACGACCAUCCAACAUCAUCAUGUUACGCAUGCUGCCACCCAACGCUACCGCCAACGAGAUACGUACCCAGCUCCAGGACCAGGGGAUUGAUCCGACAGAGGUUCUGAUUCGCCUGAUGAGGAACAAGUCUUCAGGUCAGAGCCGUGGAUUCGCCUUCGUGGAGUUUAAUCACAUACAGGAGGCCUGCCGCUGGAUGGAGACCAAUCAGAGGGUUUUGUCUAUCCUAGGCCAGAGGGUGUCUAUGCACUACAGUGACCCUAAACCACGCGCCAACGAGGACUGGCUCUGUAACAAGUGUGGGGUUCAGAACUUCAAGAGGAGAGAGAAGUGCUUUAAAUGUGGUGUUCCUAAAGCAGAGGCAGAGCUGAAACUGCCCCAGCUGAGGGAGUUACCUCUGGGUGUGCAUCAGAAGGACGGCUUAUUGCCCCUCCCUGCUCUCUACCAGCCAGCUGCUACCACCUCUACUGCCGUCACCAAUCCCAGACCUGGGGGCAGGGCUGGGGCAGGAGGAGCUGACACACAGCAGGCUGAGGUGGCCAACGACACUCUGAUCCUGAGGAACCUGGGUCCCCAUACCUCCCUGGAGUCCAUCCUGUCCACUCUGGCUCCCUUUGCUACUCUGUCGCCUUCUAAUGUUCGACUGAUCAAAGAUAAACAGACACAACUCAACCGGGGCUUUGCUUUCCUACAGCUGUCUACUAUAGUGGAAGCAUCUCAGCUUCUCCAGAUCCUCCAGGCCUUACAGCCAGCUCUCUCUAUAGAUGGGAAGGCCAUCGCCGUGGAGUUCGCCAAAGGAUCCAAACGGCGCCAAAGGUCAGUGGGGAAAAAGUUGUGGUGGUGGACUACUUUCUGGACGACGAUCGUGCCAUACAAUGCUGAUUCUCUCACUCUGGAAAAUAACACGUUUUUUAAAUCAGUGGAACGCAACAGGACAAACAAGCUGUGCAAACUAAAUGGAAACAACGCUGAUGAAAGGGGUUGCAGUCUGACCUUCGAUGCUCUGGAGCCUGAUGUUGUCGCUAAGGAGCGUUCGGACUGUCGGGACAUCCUUCCUCCUGGACUGCCUACGGCCCAGUCCCUGUCCUCUGCCUCCCAGCAGGGUGUGGAGGUGGGGUUGUACCACCAGGGGGCAGCAGUAACACUGGGAGUCUAUGGAGGCCAGGAGAACCACAACUACACAGUGGUGACAGAGGGCCCGGCCUACAAGGCCCAGGCAGGGGAAAUGGGUACAUCCCUACCCAGCCCAGGAGCAGGCCUGAUGGGGGCGUACACAGGAACAGCACCUGUUUCUGGAGUGGAUGGCGUGCAGCUCUCUCUCAGCCAAUCACACGCUCCACUCAUCACUAUGGCAACCACACAGGCCAAUCAGCGGUCCCCGGACGUGUCCACGUACCAAUACGAGGAGAGUUCUGGCUACUACUACGACCCCUCUACGGGACUCUACUAUGACCCUAACUCACAGUACUACUAUAACGGGGUCACUCUGCAGUAUAUGUACUGGGACGGAGAGAAACAAACCUACGUUCCAGCUCCUGCCCAAUCAACAGCUGAGGCUGCCGUUGCCCCCGGCAAGGAGAAGAAGGACAAGCCCAAAAAUAAGACAGCCCAACAGAUAGCGAAGGACAUGGAGCGUUGGGCUAAGAGUCUGAACAGACAGAAGGAGAACGUUCGCUCUCUCUCCUCUUCCUCCUCUUCCUGCUCCACCACCCCUGUGACCUCUAUGGCUCCUCCCCCUGGUUACGCCCGGGUGCCUGGACACGGUCGCCUUGACGAUCGCAGAGAGUCCGCCAGCGCAGACGCCGGUUAUGCUGUCCUGGAGAAGAAGGGGGCGUUGUCUGAAAGACCUCAGAUCAUCCUGGACCAGCUCAGACACACAGACAGAGAGCGCUCUCCACCUCAGGUGCAGGGUUUGGUUCCGGCCUACAGCGGCGAGACGGACAGCGAGGGAGAGGAGGGAGGAGAGAAGGACGAGAGGAUGACAGACUGGGCUAAGCUAGCCUGUCUGCUGUGUAGGAGACAGUUCCCCAGCAAGGAGGCUCUCAUACGACACCAACAGCUCUCAGAGCUACACAAGCAAAACCUGGAGCAGCGGAGGUCACAGCAAGAGGGGGGUAUAGGGGCGGGGGUGGGGGCGGGGGGCGGGGGUGGGGGAGAGGAAAGACAAAGGAGGGCCGUCCACAGAGCCACCAGAACCCAAGAAGAGGAAGUACAGCCCCCUUGAUGGAACGGCUGGCAGUAGUCUAGGUGCCAGGAUGCUGCAGGGAGGGGUGAAGAAAGGACUGCUGCUACGUAACAUGCAAGUGGACUGACCCCUGACCUUUAAACCCAACCUCUAACCCCAGACAUUCAACCAUCGCACAGGACUAAGCUCCCUAGGUACAGAUCUAGGAUCAGCUUCCCCUCCCCCAAUCCUAACCUUAACCCUUUACACUCGUACUCGUAUCCAUCCGGGUUGAAAAUGGCAGAUUUGGGCACCAAUAAAUACCUAAAUUGGAACGUAAUGCUCAUCACAGCGAUGUAUGAGUUUUGACUGACAGACAUUCUGAACUUGAGAACCUCACGCAACGUAAAGCUGACCAGAUGACUUGUCGUCAUACCCUGGGUUGUUCUGAACAGAAUGAGACUAUGUUUGAUGUAGUUACCAGAUGACUUGUCGUCAUACCCUGGGUUGUUCUGAACAGAAUGAGACUAUGUUUGAUGUACAGUUACCAGAUGACUUGUCGUCAUACCCUGGGUUGUUCUGAACAGAAUGAGACUAUGUUUGAUGUAGUUACCAGAUGACUUGUCGUCAUACCCUGGGUUGUUCUGAACAGAAUGAGACUAUGUUUGAUGUACAGUUACCAGAUGACUUGUCGUCAUACCCUGGGUUGUUCUGAACAGAAUGAGACUAUGUUUGAUGUAGUUACCAGAUGACUUGUCGUCAUACCCUGGGUUGUUCUGAACAGAAUGAGACUAUGUUUGAUGUACAGUUACCAGAUGACUUGUCGUCAUACCCUGGGUUGUUCUGAACAGAAUGAGACUAUGUUUGAUGUAGUUACCAGAUGACUUGUCGUCAUACCCUGGGUUGUUCUGAACAGAAUGAGACUAUGUUUGAUGUACAGUUACCAGAUGACUUGUCGUCAUACCCUGGGUUGUUCUGAACAGAAUGAGACUAUGUUUGAUGUAGUUACCAGAUGACUUGUCGUCAUACCCUGGGUUGUUCUGAACAGAAUGAGACUAUGUUUGAUGUACAGUUACCAGAUGACUUGUCGUCAUACCCUGGGUUGUUCUGAACAGAAUGAGACUAUGUUUGAUGUAGUUACCAGAUGACUUGUCGUCAUACCCUGGGUUGUUCUGAACAGAAUGAGACUAUGUUUGAUGUAGUUACCAGAUGACUUGUUGUCAUACCCUGGGUUGUUCUGAACAGAAUGAGACUAUGUUUGAUGUACAGUUACCAGAUGACUUGUCGUCAUACCCUGGGUUGUUCUGAACAGAAUGAGACUAUGUUUGAUGUAGUUACCAGAUGACUUGUCGUCAUACCCUGGGUUGUUCUGAACAGAAUGAGACUAUGUUUGAUGUACAGUUACCAGAUGACUUGUCGUCAUACCCUGGAUUGUUCUGAACAGAAUGAGACAAUGUUUGAUGUAGUUACCAGAUGACUUGUCGUCAUACCCUGGGUUGUUCUGAACAGAAUGAGACUAUGUUAGCCUCUGCACACACACCUGAAUACGGUCAUCACCCCUUUCUCUGCACGCCAACAUCAUGGUCUGUUUCUCUGAAUUGCCUUGUGAAAGCCUAACACUGUAAUAUCAUAUUUUAUAUCUUAGCUAGUCAUGUUGGCAACAGAACAGGCUUUUAAAUGAUGCCCACCUGACCCAGAUUGCUAUUUAUAAUGACCGUGUUUAGUUUGCCUAAACAACAGCAGUAAAUGUGUGAUGACGAGGAGGAAGGGCCUUCCUCUAGUUCCUCAACGGUCCAGCUAGGAGAGCUCAAAAAAGCACCUUAUAGCUGAAGACUUCUUUAAGUCAGAAAGGUGCAUUGAAAUUACUUAGGAACUAUGCACAGUUUGGAGAGGUGUGGCCACUUGGAGACACCAGUCAGACCUCUCACUCAAACCCCACAGUUUGGAGAGGUCU